GUCUGUCAGUGUCAUAGCAUCUCACGCAACGAUAGUACUAAAAAAAAAAUGGUAUACAUUAACAAAACGUUCGAGUGGUGUUAAUCGUGUGUAUGCGUUGACGUUAUGAAAGAGAAGAUACUUGAUAAGGCUGUACAUAUUUUAUUCCCAUGGCUAAAGGAAAAUUGAGGGGUUCAGAUUCAAAUAAUAAGUUAACAGCUUCAAAUGCAACCUUUAAAAAUGGGGAAACAUAUACAUCAGAGUUUGAAAUUAAUGAAAUACCACCUAGUGCCCGCACAUUGCUUACAAAGGGUUAUAUACAAGAUGAAAUUAAUUCUUAUUCAGGUGCUACUGUUUCAACACGUGGACGUUUUAUGACAGAACAAGAAAAGUUACGUUGUCCUAAUGAACGACCUUUAUAUCUUUAUAUACAGGGUCAUUCAAAACAUAAUGUAGAUUCGGCUAUACAAAAAAUUAAUGAGAUUAUUAAAACAGAACAUCAAAGUUCUCUGAAUAGGCCAAGUAGAUUUACUAAUGCACCACCACCUCUUAUGAGUUUACAUUCCGGAGUUACAUCUGUGGAAAAAAUAUGUGUUGGUAUUGAAAAUGCUCCAGAAGGGUUUGAUUUAAGAGGUAGAAUUAUAGGUGCAGGUGGAGCAAAUUUAUUAUAUAUUAGGGGUGAAACAGGUGCAAAUAUAACUUUAAGAGGUAGAGGAUCACAAUUCAUUGAUCCAGUUUUAGGCACUGAAUCUCCAGAACCACUGCAUUUGUACAUAGAGCAUCCAAAACCAGAAGCAUUACAGAAUGCAAAACAGUUAGCAAUUAACUUAAUUCAAACAAUGCAAUCUGAAUUACAAUCAUAUAUACAACAACAACCACCACCAGUACAAUCACAGCAAGUUAUAGAACAGUCACAAAUACCACAAACACAAUUUCAAACCAUGAACAUUGGUACUUUGGGACAGCCUAAUGUUGUUACUAUACAACAUCAAGAUAUUAUACAACACCCUCAAAGUAGUGUAGUAACUUUGCCAGCAACCAUUCUCACUGCUACAGUAGCCGGUGCACCAGGGUCUGGUAUAACAGUUCCUCCACCUGGAGUACACAUUCCUUCUCAUUCUGGACCAUUGGUACCACCACCACAAGCACAGGAGAUACAAACGUUUAUGCCACCUCCACCAGUUGGACAAGUACAAUUAAUUGGUCCUCCAUCAACAGUAAGUCAAGUGCAAUAUCAAAUUCAUCCUGGACAACCACUACAAAUUCAAGGAAUUCAACCUGGAUCACAGUCUUCACCGCAACCUGUAGCGCAAAUGUAUGUCAUGAGUCAGCCACCACCUCAGAGCCCAUCUCAACAAAACUUUAUUACAAGUAGCAGUGCACCUGUUAGUGGUGCAGUUUCAUAUGUUUAUACACAACCAAAUGUACAAAGGCCUUCUACACCACCGCAAGGAAUAAUCGAAGCCGUCAACGUGAAUUUACAACAACCACCUCCAGCGACCCCAAUUAAUAUAACUCAACAACCACCUCCACCCUUAUUGCACCUUCAUUUUCCACCUCCAAACUUCCCACCAAAUCAACCACCACCUCCAGUACCACAAACUUAUCAAAUACAAUACCAGCAAGUGCAAGCACCUGCAUCACAGUCUCAAACACAGUUUGUGUUACAACCUGGGGAGCAUAUUGUUCCACCACAGUUGCAGCAAAACCAUGAGCAAUCUCAGGCUGUUCCACAGCAUAUGUUACCUCCACAGUUCGAAGGUCAUGCUCCUCAGUUUCAUUUACAAGUACCUCCGCCGUCUACGCAAACUUUCUUAGUCCCUAAUGCUCAAUCGCCCCAACAUCCUCAACAACAUCCUCUUCCUCCUGGAGGUGAAGUUCAACAUCAACAAGAAGGACCAGUGGAUCAAGGACCACAACCUCAACCAGUACCACCUCCUCAAAUAGUACCACCACCUGCUGCUCAAAUGCCAAAUUCUAUGAACGUUCUUACCAGCAUUCCGCCGCCAACACAAGCACCUCCACCACAAAAUGCUCCGUGGUUAUAUCAAGCACAACAAUCUCAACAAAUGUUGCAAUCACAGGGUCAGCUGCAGGUUCAGAUGCCACCCGCAAAUAUACCUCUACACAAUGUACCUCCACCGCAAGUUCAAGCGCAAAUACAGUAUCACGCUCAGCAUAUGCAAUAUCAAAAUGGUCAUAUACCCCCUCAAAUACAUUAUACAGUUCAACCACCAUCUCAGCAAUUUGAACAAAAGCCUGAUUCUCCAGAGCAAAAAUCUCAUGGUGUAAAAAGAAGAUUUUCAGAUGUUGAAACAAAUCCGGAAUCAUCACCUUAUCAAUGUGGUCCUCUGCCUGCUCAACGUCAUGGAACAGGAGAAGGUGAUCGACAGCAGCAAGUCUUACAUGGUCCAUCACCGACAGCUGCGGGCCUACCUCAUGGAGAUCGAAACAAGCUGCUAAUGCCACCUCCACACCCAGGUGAAAAACGCAGCUUGGAUCAAAAAUCUGCAGGCAUAAAUACAGGAAAUGAACAAAAUCCACUUGGAGAUUCAAUAAACAUGCACCCUGGAGGUGGACCACCUUUGCCCCCUUCACUUCCUCCACAGGCACCAUGGCAAACACAUCAUGUUAGAGUUCCAUGGGGCAGACCACCACCUAUGCCAAGGGAUGGAGAACAUCAAGGAAUGUGUCCUACAUUACCUCCAACAAAUAUGCCGCCACCACAAAUUAGACCCAGAGGACACAUUGAAGGUAAUCGUUCGCCCGUACAAAAUGCGAUAAUGGAACAUCCGUUGAAUGUCGAGUAUAAUCAAAUGCCACCAUAUACGACAAAACCUCCCCCUUAUAAUUCACACCCAUUGAUGCAAUCCAUUUGUAAUCCACCGCCACCACCACCGCCACAUCAUCAGCAGCGACCGCAGCAUCCUCCUCAAUCAGUGCAACAUUAUCAGGUGCCAAUUUCUCAGACAUAUCAACCACCGACUUCCUGUCCACCAUGGAUGAAUUGAACAUACGAUACGAUGUGAAGGGAGUUCUUACGUUAGUACCUUAAAGAUGGCUGAUGCAGUCCGUCCGAUUCACACACGGUUCAUCAAUCCACUUACUGCGAAUGUUAUUGAUUCUGACGGGUAUAGCGAACGUAAAUGGAUGGUAUUGCAUUAUGUUAUCUUCAUCGAAUUGUUCCUUACGAUAGUUAAUUAUAAUUUAACUAUUCGUUGCGAAUGUGUCGCUGCAGAGAUGCUGUACUGUAAAAAGUGUGUAUACGUUACAAAUUAUUUAUAACGAACGUCUCAAAGGUAUAGGUAGCGAAUGAUAAUACUGAAUUUAUAAAUGUCGCGUUACAAGCGAACGAUAUUCACGUUUACCGAGAUAAAUACUCGGUUCCAUGAUACAAUGCAAAGAUCGUGUGAAUCACGAUUUGCAAAGGAAAUACUAUAUACAGAUGUCGAAUGUGAUGCGGAUGCAUAUAGCGAGAAAUGGUUCUGAUUAGUUUCAAGAAAUGCUUUUAAUAUUUACGCACACACAUAAUCACACGAGGACUUAGGAGUAUAUUUUUUUGUAUCUGUAGUACAUAAUCCUAUUUCGAACACAUCAUAUGGGUCUAUUUCUUUUGUUGAUCGGUGUAUUCUACAUAUACCGUAUAAUCUUUAUUCAUAGAUAGUUAUAAAUGGUGUAUGCAAGUUUGUAUACAAAUGCGAAUAAAUCGUUGCCUACGAUCUUAUGAGGCGUUAAUAUCAAAAUCGCGAAUGUUUCUUUUGCGUGAAAAUUGCCGCGUUUCCUAUACGAAUCUGCGAGAAAUGUAAGUUAAUUGAUCGCUGUUAUAGUACAAUUUGAUUUAACAAUUAAAUGAAUAGGGUCAAUAUCACCCUUCAUC
Molecule: messenger RNA, 3856 nt
Organism: Eufriesea mexicana
Lineage: Eukaryota; Metazoa; Arthropoda; Insecta; Hymenoptera; Apidae
Product: extensin
Exons: 16
Coding region: 150-2990 (946 amino acids)
Cellular component (GO): nucleus
Molecular function (GO): RNA binding
Source: RefSeq, a predicted model, not a curated record